AUGACGACUUUUAGAAGGUGUUACAUUUUUCUUACUCAUAUCCUUUUUCUUUCUUUAUUUCCAUUGAAGAUCACACCAUCUUCAGCAAUAACAGAAGCAGAAGCACUUCUCAAAUGGAAGAACAGCUUGUUGUCUUCUUCCCUCGAUUCAUGGUCAGUUGCCAAUCUCAAAAACCUUUGCAACUGGACCGGCAUUCUCUGUGACACUUCUGGAUCUGUCUCCGAGAUACACCUCCACGUUUCAAAUAUCAAUGGAACACUUAACCAAUUCAGUUUCACUUCUUUUCCAAAUCUCGAGCAUUUCGACCUCAGCUAUAACAGCCUCUGUGGGCCAAUUCCACCUGCUAUUGGCAAUCUCUCCAAGCUCACUUUCUUGAACCUGGCCGACAACUACUUCUAUCACAGCAUACCUCCAGAGAUUGGAUUGUUGACUAAGCUUCGGUACCUUGGUCUUCAGAACAACAAUCUAAACGGUACCAUCCCGUAUCAAGUUAGUUAUCUUCAACAGGUGCAGUCCUUAAGCCUUGCAUUUAACUUAUUAGAAACUCCAGAUUGGUCAAAGUUCUCGGCUUUGCCAUCAUUGACAUUCUUUGACUUAACAUUAAAUCUACUUACAUUGGAAUUCCCAAGUUUCUUAUCUAAUUGCAGGAAUCUGACAACGCUCAAAUUGGAAGAUAAUAAUUUCAAAGGCCCAAUACCUGAAUGGGUGUUCACCAAUUUAAGCAAGCUUGUAAGUCUUUUACUCAGCUAUAAUUCAUUUCUGGGGCCAUUGUCAUUGAAUUUUUCCAAGCUUUCUAAGCUAAGUUCUCUUUCAGUUGACAACAAUGAUUUCACUGGCCCAAUUCCUUCUACGCUUGGCCUAUGUACUGAUCUCACCAUCUUGUCUCUAGGAUCUAAUUCAUUUACUGGGGCUUUGCCUUUGUCCUUGUCCAAUCUGACCAUGAUAUAUGACUUGAGCGUAUCCAGCAAUUUUCUUUCUGGUGAGGUCUCGUCUUUUUUCUUCACUAACUGGACUGAGUUGACAUAUUUAUUACUUCAGAACAAUUCCUUCACGGGAAAAAUCCCACCAGAAAUUGGCUUAUUGACAAAGCUCCGAUACCUUUGGCUGUCUAAUAAUCAACUUUCUGGCUUGAUCCCACAUGAGAUUGGGAACUUGAAAAACUUGUCAACCCUAAGCCUUUCAAAAAACCUACUCUCAGGUCCAAUUCCUCCUACAAUAGGGAAUAUGACACUUCUGUAUUCUCUAGAUCUCAGAACUAAUCAAUUGACUGGAGAGUUACCUGAUACCAUGUCUACACUAAAUUAUCUAAUAACCGUCUAUCUUAGCGGUAACGAAAUCUCAGGCCAACUUUCACCCAAGUGGGGAGAAUUUGCAAGGCUCAAAUUUUUACGGCUGGAUGGAAAUAAAAUUUCUGGUGAAAUCCCAGUUCAGCUAGGAAAUCUGACACAAUUGACCCAUCUCGUCCUGGCCUCAAAUAAAUUGAAUGGAGAUAUACCAUCAACUUUUUGCAACUUGAGUUCUCUUCAGAUUCUUGAUCUAUCAAAUAACAGCAUGGGCAGUGUGAUUCCACAAUGUUUGGCAAACUUCAGUAGUGCACUCUCUGUGCUGGAUCUGCGAAUGAAUCAAUUUCACGGACCAAUUCCAGCAACUUUCACAAGGUGCAAUAAUUUGAGGAAUCUCGGCUUGAAUGGCAAUCAAUUGGAAGGGUCGGUACCUGAUACUUUGAGCAAUUGUAGAAACUUGGAAGUUCUUGACCUUGGAAACAACAAGAUAAGUGAUACAUUCCCCCAUUGGGUGGAAAAUCUUCCAGAGCUGCACGUUCUUGUGUUGCGGUCUAAUAGAUUUCGAGGUACAAUAGGCACUUCCACAAGUAAACUACCCUUUCCAAAGGUGCGAAUAAUCGACAUUUCUCACAAUGAGUUCAACGGCUCGUUGUCAACAAAAUAUUUCAAGAAUUUCAAAGCUAUGAUGAAUGUUGAUGAACAUAAAGUGGGUCUAGAAUACUUGGGGGACAAUUAUUAUCGAGAUUCAGUGACUGUGGUGGUGAAAGGGCUAGAUCUUCAACUGGUGAGAAUCCUAACCAUCUUCACAACUAUUGAUUUAUCGAGCAAUAAUUUCGUAGGGGAGAUUCCGGACUCCAUUGGAAUGCUUCAUUCACUUCGGUUGCUCAACUUAUCUCACAACAAUCUUGUAGGACAUAUUCCAUCACCUCUAGAAAAUCUGAUUCUGCUUGAAUCAUUAGACUUCUCUUCAAACCAGCUAGUGGGAGAGAUUCCUUGGCAAUUGGCAAGGCUAACAUUUCUUUCAAUCCUGAACCUUUCUCAAAAUCAUCUCGUUGGACCAAUUCCUCAUGGUCAACAAUUUGAUACAUUUGAAAACAAUUCAUACUCUGGAAACCUGGAAUUAUGUGGUUUGCCGUUGACAAAGAAAUGUGGAGAUAUUGAACCACCGCAGCCACCAAUAUUGCCACAUCAAGAAGAUGAUUCAGCUUUUGAAAGCGGAUUAACUUGGAAAGUUGUCGUGCUGGGAUAUGGAUGUGGGUUUUUAUUUGGAUUGGUUAUGGGUUGUCUUGCCUUCUUAACUGAAAAACCAACAUGGUUUGUAAAGAUCAUUGAAGGAGAAAAACUAAAAACUAGGAAAAAAUGGAAGAAGAGUGGUCAAGGACGGGCUAUGAAUAGAAAUCAGGGAGUACAAAGAAUAAACUUGCACUAG
Molecule: messenger RNA, 2712 nt
Organism: Cornus florida
Lineage: Eukaryota; Viridiplantae; Streptophyta; Magnoliopsida; Cornales; Cornaceae
Product: receptor-like protein 53
Exons: 1
Coding region: 1-2712 (903 amino acids)
Molecular function (GO): protein binding
Source: RefSeq, a predicted model, not a curated record